AUGCCUGAACAGUCGAAGGGCAAUUCUUCUUCAAAGAAGCCAAGAACCCAUCAUUGGUUUGGAUCCAAAUCCAAAGUCUCAGCAAAUAUAGACUCGAAGAACGAUACGGCUUCUCCUCGACAACGCCGUCGUAAUUCGGAUCCUCUUCCUACAUCCGCCAACGAGAGUACCCUAGAAGAGAAUACCCAACCGAUUCGGCGCUCAAAGACCGAGCUGUUUAAGCAGAAAGCACCCAAAUAUGCUUUCGUGGCCCUGAAGUUGGGAUUGGUGAUUGGCACGUUGGUGGCUCAGUUGGCUUGA
Molecule: messenger RNA, 300 nt
Organism: Glarea lozoyensis ATCC 20868
Lineage: Eukaryota; Fungi; Ascomycota; Leotiomycetes; Helotiales; Helotiaceae
Exons: 2
Coding region: 1-300 (99 amino acids)
Source: RefSeq, a predicted model, not a curated record